AUGAAGACGUCUUUAUCAGCUUUGUUGUUGUCCAGUCAGCUGGUCUCUGGAGCGCCCAGCCUACGCUACGGUCGUCGCCAAGACUCUUCCGGCUGCUGUUUCAAGCUGGACUCUGCCGGGACAGUAAACGAGGACGUUGAGGAAGACCACACUGGACACCUGCAUCUGUCGGGCACUUUCCAGCAAGGUGCAUUUUGCCUCCAAGAUGGCAAGGUUGCAGACUCAUUAGGGAACCAAUGCUUUAUCAAAAGCCCCAAAUACCAGUUCCAAUGUUAUCAGAGAGGCGUUGUUGGGGAUACAGUCUUUGAUAUUGUAAGCGCUGAAAAUGGCACAACUAAGCUCGUUUAUGACAGUGGACCUGGGACCUAUCUGGCCUGCUCAUCGGAUGGCGGAGAAAGCUAUGAAAUAUUUUCAACCGAAAAGCCAGACACCACAGGUUGUCUUGAAGUCUCCUUGGUAUUAUCUGACGAGACUGGGGAAUGCACGGCGUCCAGUCCUGUUCCUGCGGCGGAGGAUGAGGAGGAAGAGGCUGGGGAUGAGCAGGAUGGCGAGGAGGAGGAGGAGGAGAACGGAGAAGAGGACGACGAAGACGAGGAGCAGGAAGAGGGCCAGGUGGAUGCAUGUGAAAGCGAUGUAGGGACGACGACAGAAGGAGAAGGUGGGGAAGAAGAAGGAGAAGGAUCGAUUGCUGAGGAAAACACUACAUCCACACUGCCGACCACCUGCUCAGUAUCGACAUCUGCCCCCUCAUUGGCCCCGGUCGCCAUUGGAUCUCCGGCCAAGGAGGGCACAUCCAGCGAAAUCAUGGAUACUGGCGUCAAUGCUUCUAUUACCACGAACGACAGCACCGUGUUCAAGUUUUCCAUCCCAAGCAAUUUUGCCGGGUCAUCUCAGCAGCUUUGUGCUCUUCAAUUUCGGCUGCCUUUCUGCAGUGAGCUCGCCGAAGGCUAUCCCUGCUUCCAGUUCACUGGAUCGGAACAAGAAUUAUCGUCGAAUUCGGGAAUGACUUUUGCGCCAUAUGGCGAGAGCAACGAGUUGUCGAGCUGGAAUGAAACUGCAUUGCAGCAGGUUUACCCAGGCGAUCAACUGGUUUUGGGCACAUUUGAGUGCGGUUUUCCUGAGAACAACAGUGGCAGCCGCGAUAUCUCCUGGCUCGCUAGCAGUGUGAGGAGUUUUGGUCUGCAGUUCGAACAGGCCGGAGUCGGAUCAUCCAAGUUCAAGGACGGUGUUGGAGCAUUUAUUGUACAGUGUUCUUGA
This is a messenger RNA of Pestalotiopsis fici W106-1, 1257 nucleotides long. RefSeq lists its product as uncharacterized. Bases 1 to 1257 code for a protein of 418 amino acids. The transcript has a single exon. The record is from RefSeq and is a predicted model, not a curated record. Lineage: Eukaryota; Fungi; Ascomycota; Sordariomycetes; Amphisphaeriales; Sporocadaceae.